AUGACAACAUUACAGGUAUGCCUAUCGCUGUUUGGUUUGACAUUGAUGUUGGGAAUUGGAAGGCGUUUGUGGGAUAUCGAUCUAGACCUAGGCCGCGGCCAAAUCCUAGUUACGUACCUGCAGGUCCUUUUCACGACAGAACCGACCGUAGCAACUAAAGCAGCUUUACCCUUCAAAUCUGGUGCUGGAACAGGUUCAAGUAAUAUUUCGGCAUGGAGAGCGGACACCCGUAUGGCAGCUACCGGACAUUAUAUCAUGCAGAUCCUAGUACAUACAAUGCGCUUACAUUCACUAGAUUGGCCAUAUUGCAAUGCCGUCCGACAUUUUCGAGCUGCAUUUCGAGACGAAAACGGCGUCUGGUCGCAUCUGCCCUAUGAAAGGAAGCUAGAGACUUAUGGCCAGAUAGGGCAUCCUAGAUCUAUUCUUGGACCGCAGGGAAAGGCAGAGAACUUUUGUCUAGCUGGGGAAUUGACGGAUAGGGGUAGAGCUCCUAGAGACGUACCUGGAUUUGUCAACGCUUGCGUCGUCUCUAUAUCGACCAAUUGGGAUUUCUUCCAAAAGAACUUCAUGACCUUGGCGAUAUCUAUCUUAGGUAUAUCAACUAGCUUCCAAAAUGUUGUAGAUCUAUAUAGAACUGAUACUUUCGAGUUUAGGGCUACACCCGUCCCACGGGCUGGGGAGUCGCUUCACCAAGUCUAUACUGGCAUGUUCCCUCCAUCGACUGUAUCCGCGGCCGCAGGCACGCCCCAGAUCUGGAUCCGCAACGUGGCAGAUGAAAAUUUGAUGCCCAAUGAGACAGUGUGCAGACGGUAUCGGCAGCUUCAAAACGCAUUCGGGCUUGCGGCUGCCCAAAAGUGGAAUGAUACCGAAGAGUUGAAAUACGUCUCCGAAAGGAUUGGCAAAUAUGUCGCUGACGGAGUUGUCAAAGUUGACGGAACUCCUAGAUUAUCCGGCAUUAUGGACACUAUAGCUAGCACGCAUGCACAUGGUCCAUUGACUAAACUUCCCUCGGAAUUCUAUGACGAAGAACUUUGGAAAAGGGCAGAGACAGCUGUUGUCGAGGAAUGGUUUCUUGGAUAUGAGAAAUCCCUCGAAGUCCGGCGACUCGGCGUUGGGAGUUUGUUGGGAGAUGUCCGAGAUCGUAUGCUGGAGAAGUCUCUGAGCUCUCAGAAUGUGGGAAAGGAAAUCCCUGUCAAGUUGGCUCUGAUGGGCUGUCACGAUACUACUGUGGGGGGUAUCCUGGCCGCACUCGGUGCCUUUGACUGGAGAUGGCCGCCGUACACCUCGUCAGUCGCCAUUGAACUAUUUUCCUCGGCCGACAAACAGCAAACCCAACCUUCCAUAUUGGCUUCCUGGCUCCAGAGGUUUGGCCUCAAAUCGACCAGCGUUGAUCCGAAUUUGUUGAAAGGGUGGUAUGUUAGAAUGAGAUACAAUGACACUCCGGUACAAAUACGUUAUUGCAAGGCGGCGGGAAGGCAUCUCGAAGGCAACACGCAGUUUUGCACUUUAGAGGCCUUUAAGGAGGUGGUUGACAAGAUUACGCCGCAAGACUGGAAGACUGAAUGUCAGCCCCUGGCUGGAGAGAAUAAAGAUGCCCUUCCUCCACUUUCUUCAAUCCAAUUCAAUUGCAAGGCCUCCCUCACAACCUUCACCAUUCCUUCUACUCGUUACCUUCCCUUCCUCGGACGUCGCCACCGUCUGAUCUCAAAUGUGGCUACUUCGCGGCAGCUUUACGCACUGUCAAGACGAGCCGGAGUGGUCCAGAUCGCUGGUAUCGUUCCCACAGCCAGGUUGCUAGCGGGCCCUGGUCUUUCUCAACCAUCGUUGUCGUACACGCUCUCUGCACGGCGUCUGAUGGAAAACAACCAAUCACCUCCAUUCCAUCAUCCCUACGGCGCGCUGCCUCCUCAUCCCCACCCUCCUCUUCAUCAUUCUUACCUGUACCCAAACGACCAUAAUUCCGGGUAUUUGCCGUAUAUUGUGAGCCAAUAUCCUUCCGUUUACAAUCAGGAACUUCAGCCCGCAUCAUCAUUUCCUCAUCUGACAUCGACACCGACACCGACAUAUCCUGUUCCCAUUUCACCAAUCACACCAAUUUCACUAACCGCACCUCCAUAUCAUACUCAGGUAUCCCCAUUAACACCCCAGAUUCUUCCUACGAAUUCACUACAAACCCGAAACACGUCAUCCUGGAAAUCUCCCCCUCCUCCUCACGAGAAGUCGUCAAAUAUCAGAUCGGUUUCUCACUCCCCUCCUCCUCCAGUCACAACAUUGGCGCCAACGACCUCCCUCCCUCUAAAACCUAAAAAGGCCAAAACUGCGGCUCGUAUAGCGCGUGAAAUGGCGAGGAAACUCAAGCACAGGGAACGGAGGCGAAUGGGCAGACGAGAACGUCGGAUUGCUUCUAAGAAAGGUGAUGGUGAAGGCGAGGAGCAAAUAAUGGGAUCUGCUUCCGAUGAAGGGUUGGAAAACGGGAGCGAGAGUGGUGAGCUUGACAGUGGCUCGCCUCAAGCGGGCCAUUUGGAUGGGUUCGUGGCCGGGAAAAUGUACGACCUGGAUGGAACUGGCUCAGAUGACGGUUACACUCCAAAACUAUCAGCAACCUCGAUCAAAGGUGGUGACCGAUCAUCCCUCGAACCAGAAAGAAUUGUAAAGGAAUUCACAGAUGGCCCUAGUUCAAGGCGUUCCUCAUUGAUGGCCUCUGAGGCUGAGGGCGGCGCCGUUCUUCCUAGUCGUGCUAACGGACUAGGCUUCGAUGGGACUCAUGAUCGUAACCCCGAUGACCAUACGAGAGACCCGACCAGUCCAGUCUCCCAUCCCCCUUCUGGCCCCCGCUUCCGACCACCUUCUGGCCCACGUAGUCAGGAGACUUAUCAGUUUGGAAGAGGGGACAGGGGGACGGGUAGAAACCGUCGUGACGAAGAAACCUUUAACUUUCAUUCAGAUAGCCGGGGGAUGCACUUCCCCCAAACAGAAUCUGGUUUCCGUGAAAGAAGACCAUGGGAUAACGAUCGCCGACACGGUGACAGACGAGGGUUCCAUAGUGAUGCUCCGCGCCGUCAUUAUGACCAUGACCGUGAACGACCUGCUUGGGGUCCUACUCCCGCUCACGAACGCCCAAUUUUACACGUGGGAAGAGCAGCAACACCAGAACAGUACCCAGCUAUGGUUGCUGCAAAACGUCAGAGAAUGGAUGAGGGGGAGACCGAAAUGGAUCUUGACAGCGAGAGCGACUCGUCGAUUGCCGACAAAGCCAUUAUUCUUCCUUCAGCAGUGCCAGAAGAUAAUCAAGAUGCCGCGCCAAUGGAAUCUGAGAAAACAAUAGAAGGUAAUGGAGCUGAAGUUGGCAAAGUUCUGCCUGGUCACACUAGUGAUGGCAAGGCUGGGAAAAAAUUAGAUGUUAUCUCCAUGAUUCGGCAAGCAAAGAAGGAUCUCCUUGGCAACCGUAAGGACAAUGCGGCAGAAGCUGGUGAUUUUAUUUCUCUAUCAGGCCUUGAUGAUGAAUUUAGAACUACUACAUUGGAUAGCAAUAUACCCACAGGGCCAAGGGCUGGGAAUACCAGGAAUUACGAUCCUAGGGCCGCAGCACGCUUAGUUGAUCGGGGAGUUGCUCCUGGCACAAACGCUCCAUCUGCACCUUUACCACCACCCCCAGGGCUUGGGGGGCCGCCACCCGGGCUUGGGCUUAGUUCUAACACUCCUAGGAAGCGAACUUUCUCGGAAAUGGAACCACCGCCUAUUGUUCUGAAGCAAUACCCAUGGCUCAAACCAGAUAGUGUCACGGAUCAUUCAAAUAGUCUCUAUACCUCGGUCUGGCUACAUAAAGAAAUCGUUGACUUCCAUGAUUACAUCAAACCCCAACAAUAUGAGCAUAUUGUACGCCAUGAUCUUGUGCGCCGACUCAGGGAGCUCAUCCAAUCACGUUUUGAUGAUGCUGAUAUCCAGGCAUUCGGAUCCUUUGCAGCUGAGAUAUAUCUUCCGACUUCCGAUAUGGAUAUCGUUCUGCUUUCCCGACAAUAUCUGGAAACAUCAAGGCCUAAAUAUGACUCCGUGAACGAAAUCAGAAAGCUCGCUAGGAUACUAAGAAAUUCAGACCUUCCACAAUCAGGGACACUCGUUCCGAUUCUUUCUGCAAAGGUUCCCAUCAUCAAAUACAAAGACCGACUAACAGGUCUGAGUGUCGAUAUCUCGUUCGAAAACCCGAGUGGCUUGAUCGCAAUUCGUACCUUUAAUCAAUGGAGACAAGUUUUCCCGGAAAUGCCGAAGUUAGCACUGCUGUUGAAACAGUUUUUAGCUAUCCGAGGGAUCAAUGAACCUUUCAAUGGCGGUCUUGGUUCAUUUUCCCUUAUUUGCAUGAUUGUCAGUAUGCUGCAGCUGAUGCCUGAAGCUUCUUCCGGGAACUGGCAUGAAGGAGAAAAUGUUGCAUUGGGACGUGCUCUCAUGGAGUUUUUGGAUCUUUAUGGAUCUAAAUUUAACACUGAGACUACCGGUAUUAAGGUUCGAGAGCCAGGGUACUUCAAAAAGUCCAAAAGGCGUGAUUUUUUCAACCCGGGUAAACCUUACCUUUUAGCUAUCGAAGACCCCAAUGACCCCACGAACAAUAUCUCGAAGGCAUCUUAUAGAAUUCUUGAUAUUCAAAAGCAGUUUCACGAAACCUACCACCGGCUAAGCAGCCGAAUGAAUGAAUUGCACGACAUGCCAUUUGAUCUUCGGAAGUACGAGAGUAUCCUCGCGCCCGUGGUGGGCAGGUUUGACUACACCCCUAUAAUCAAGCAAAGGAAAAUUAUGGAACAAGUCUUCCUCAGCCGCAAGUUGGGAACACCCGAGGAGCUAAGAAGACUAGGCGGAUUAACAGCGCCUGAUGGGGGUGAAUUACCGCUGCCAGUUCCGUCCUGGAGCAAUAACUUAACUUCCACAGGUAACGGGCCCAAUGCAGGCCCUUCGGGGUCGAAUCCCAAAUCGUUUUUAAAGGCUUUGAAGAAGCAAAGGCGUGCAGCAAAGGUUAAGAGCCGGUCGGAUCAGCCCAAUGCCCCAUCAAAUUCCUCUGCUGGUACAGCAGGCAAGAAGAAAAAGGAGAAGAAAGAAAAGAAAGGGAAGAAACAAGGCAAGCAAGCGGCCUAA
Orbilia oligospora ATCC 24927 is the source of this 5121-nucleotide messenger RNA. RefSeq lists its product as uncharacterized. Bases 1 to 5121 code for a protein of 1706 amino acids. Gene Ontology annotation, molecular function: mRNA binding; poly(A) RNA polymerase activity. Gene Ontology annotation, biological process: RNA 3'-end processing. The record is from RefSeq and is a predicted model, not a curated record. Gene Ontology annotation, cellular component: TRAMP complex; nucleolus. The transcript is spliced from 13 exons. NCBI's taxonomy places the organism in Eukaryota, Fungi, Ascomycota, Orbiliomycetes, Orbiliales, Orbiliaceae.